This is a messenger RNA of Acanthamoeba castellanii str. Neff, 771 nucleotides long. RefSeq lists its product as uncharacterized. Bases 1 to 771 code for a protein of 256 amino acids. The record is from RefSeq and is a predicted model, not a curated record. The transcript is spliced from 7 exons. NCBI's taxonomy places the organism in Eukaryota, Discosea, Longamoebia, Acanthamoebidae.
AUGAAGGCGCUGGUCGAUGAUUUCCACCCCAUCGCGAGUGCUGGCCACAACAAGAGGGAAGAGGGCAAGUGCUGGCCUGGCUUCUCUCCCGAGAAGAACGACAAGUUGAGCACAUGCUGCUGGUAUGGUGCCCAGACGUGCUGCAAGUCGAGCGUGGCCGGCUACGUCCUGCGGACGGUCACGCAACAACUGGAGGCGGUCCACAAGAACGGCACGAACGACAAGUGCUACGCUGCCUACAUUUCGAUUUCGGUCUGUCCGUCGCUGUGCAACAAGCUGUGGGACGCGUGCCACGACCAGCAGGACAAGUUCGGCAUCCACCCCAAGGCCCUCACCGCGCGUCAGCUGUGCUCCGCCCUGCUCAUCGAGGAGGAGGACAAGGAGGGUCCCCAGGGCGGCGUCAACGUCGUCAUCGCGCCAGCAUCCUCGACGACGUGCUACAGCGGCGCUUCGCUCUCAGUUGUCGAGAACAGCUCGUCCGGCGGUCCCUCUGGCGGCUCCAUUGCGGCCAUGGUGCUGGUGCCGUUCCUGGUGAUCGGAAUCACGGCCGUGGCCGUGGUGGUCUACUUCCGCGUCCGCCGGAGGCGAGAGGGCCUCGUCUACCUCGGGGCCGGCGGUGGCGGCGGCGGCGCCGACGAGUUCUCCCUCUCCGCCGACGCGUUCGGCGAGGAGGAGGAGGGCGGCUUCCUUGACGAGGAGGGCGACAUCAGCGAGGGCACGGGCAGCAGCGGCCUCCUGAGCGAUGAGGACAACAAGUUUUCCGUGCAGUGA